Messenger RNA from Tupaia belangeri chinensis (Chinese tree shrew), 1041 nucleotides. RefSeq names its product peptidylprolyl isomerase H (gene PPIH). Gene Ontology annotation, molecular function: peptidyl-prolyl cis-trans isomerase activity; cyclosporin A binding. Lineage: Eukaryota; Metazoa; Chordata; Mammalia; Scandentia; Tupaiidae. Gene Ontology annotation, cellular component: cytoplasm; intracellular membrane-bounded organelle. Gene Ontology annotation, biological process: protein folding; protein peptidyl-prolyl isomerization. The transcript has 10 exons. The coding region runs from base 58 to 591 and encodes 177 amino acids. The record is from RefSeq and is a predicted model, not a curated record.
CGGGGUUCAGGUUCGCCGGAACCCAGCGUUCUCGACUUCUGCUUCCGGGUCAGAGCCAUGGCGGUGGCAAAUUCAAGCCCCGUCAACCCCGUGGUGUUCUUUGAUGUCAGCAUUGGCGGCCAGGAAGUUGGCCGCAUGAAGAUCGAGCUUUUUGCAGACGUUGUGCCUAAGACGGCAGAGAACUUUAGGCAGUUCUGCACUGGAGAAUUCAGAAAAGAUGGAGUUCCAAUAGGCUACAAAGGGAGCACCUUUCACAGAGUCAUAAAGGAUUUCAUGAUUCAGGGUGGAGAUUUUGUUAAUGGAGAUGGUACUGGAGUUGCCAGUAUUUACCGGGGACCAUUUGCAGAUGAAAAUUUUAAACUCAGGCACUCGGCUCCAGGCCUGCUUUCCAUGGCAAACAGUGGUCCCAGUACGAACGGCUGUCAGUUCUUCAUCACCUGCUCUAAGUGUGACUGGCUGGAUGGGAAACACGUGGUGUUCGGAAAAAUUAUUGACGGACUUUUGGUGAUGAGAAAGAUUGAGAAUGUUCCCACAGGCCCCAACAAUAAGCCCAAGCUACCUGUGGUGAUCUCACAGUGUGGGGAGAUGUAGCCCAGACCAAGACUGGGUCAGCUGCCACAGUGCACGUGUACUUGCCAGAGGGAGAAAGCACCCCCCAAUGGGAUAUGGUCAUGCCACAUCCCUUCUCCAUUUCUCCAUGCUGUCAAGAUUCUGAGAACACAUACAGGGGCCCUGGGUGUUUUUCAGGCCACCGAGGCUGGGGUUCAAACUGCAUGGUCAGCCAUGUGGGUCUGGCUCCCUGAACCACCGUAUCACGGGACCAACCUCUUCUUAGUUCCUGUGUAAUUUUUACACCUUUCUGCUUUGCUCUGAGAAACUAAAGGUCUGACCUAUGGUUAGGAUCAGACUUGUUCUAAUCCUUUGGGAAAAGGGGACCAGGAUUGCAGGGGUUCAGUUGGUCACUGUCUCUCAUGAACUGUCCGCUUGCAUUCUCUGAGCUGCUAAUCUCCCCAUCGCUCACUGAUCUCCACAUCUCUGCCC